This is a messenger RNA of Alnus glutinosa, 4411 nucleotides long. RefSeq lists its product as uncharacterized. The transcript has a single exon. The record is from RefSeq and is a predicted model, not a curated record. Lineage: Eukaryota; Viridiplantae; Streptophyta; Magnoliopsida; Fagales; Betulaceae. The coding region runs from base 1433 to 2104 and encodes 223 amino acids.
UUGGGUAUGUAACUUGGAAAGGAAACAUGUGUAUGCUGGCUUAAGAAGAGCAUUUGCAUAAUUUAGGGCAUGCCCUUUAAUGUGUUUUGAGGGUUUGUUUGUUUGUUUGUUUUUGUUUUUGUUUUUGGUUGUUGUUGUUUUGGUUUUGGAAUAGUGUUUUGAUGUGAUAUAAAAGUAAAAAUAUUUUUUGAGAAGUGUUUUCGGGUGUGGUUCACAAUUGAAAAAAUGUUUUCUAUAGGGUACACCGUCUUAUUUUGAAAAGCCCAAACAGAUGUAAAGCUCUAAUUGUAAAAUCCUAAAAAAAAAAUUUAAAAAUAAAAAAAAGGUAGGUGUUGUUGUGCUACCACUUGAACCACAUUGAGGUUGUCGCGUAGCCAUCCCAACCACCACAGGGGCGACCACCUCGAGAAGUAUAGGGGUGACUAUGCGGCCAAUCCUGACUAGAUUGGGGUGGCCGCGUGGCCACCCCAACAAGAACAGGGGUUGCCGUGCGGUCACCCCUGACCAAAUUUGGGUGGCGUACGGCUGCUCCAACCACCAUCGGGGUGGCCGCAUGGACACCCCAACGAGAUCAAUUAGUUCUUACCUCUGGAAAAGUUAAACAUCUGUUUUGUCAAAAUAUUCCUACAACAAGAGAAUUAGAUAGAUUUAUAAGAAGUGUUUUGCAUUUUGAGAUGUUUGCUAAUGUAUUUGUCUUGAGAACAAAAGAAACAGAAAACAAAUAUUUUAACGAACCUUGCCUUAGUUAUCUGAUAAGAAAAACGAUUUGGAAAAUUGUUUAUUGCUUGCGAUAUUAACCUUGAGCAUAGAUUGCAAGUACCAGUGGGAAUAAAGAAUUUCACUUGUUUAUUCACUUGGAAAGAUCACUAUUUAUGAGAUCUUAGGAAUUCUACAUAUUGUUCUUUUUGUACUUUUUGGGCCCCUUUGUUGGCUUCCACCAAAUUUAGGCAAGUUUUGGAAAUGUUGUGUGUGUAAUAUGCAAAGAAAACGUGUAUGUAUUGGCUUAAGAUGGAAUACUGAAAUUGAACUAUUAUAUAUAUGGGAAAAAUACAAUUUAACCCCUUAAACUACCACCCUUUCUCCGGAUGGCUCUCCAAACUACCAAGGUUUACACUCCGACCCCACAAAUUACUAAAUCCUUGUUUUUGGCCACUUCAUCAGUGUCUACUGUCUAAAUGGAUGGAAAGUGAGUCACGUGCCAUGCACGUGACUUAAGAGUACACAAACUCCCGAAAAUACCCUUCUCUUUAAACGUUGAAUUACUAGAUUACCCAAACAACUCAAAAAAUGCACAAACUCCCUGGUGCCACGCUCUCCGCUGCUCAGAUCGCGGCCCAAAUGCCCGCCAAGAACCCCGACGCACCCGCCAUGCUGGAACGCAUCUGCGACCUUGAAAUACAAUGAAAUAUCCCACUUCAGCCACUCGCAACACAUGCUGAGAUUUGAGUGCACAGAAUUUCCGUUCAAAUGCGAUGGGUACAAGGAGGUAGGCAUAGAGUCGCGCUACAAAUGCGGCAUAUGGGACUUCGACCUCCACAUGCACUGCGCAAUCCCUACCCCCUCCAUCACCCAUCCUUUCUACACCAAAUGCUCCUUCCAGUUCCUCUCCCGCCUGCCCGGCAAUGUUGCGCGCUUUUGCAACGCCUGCGAAAAGGACAUCACAGGGUUUGUCUACCACUGCAAGAUGUGCGGCUUCGAUCUCCACCCAUGUUGCACCAAGCUCCCCAUGGUGCUCGAGGAUGGGGAAGUCAAGCUGUAUCUUUAUCAGAAAGUGAGCUUAGCCUGCCACAAGUGCGGGCGGAAGGGUCGGAGCUGGAGCUAUACGUCUACGUGCAAGAAGUACAAUUUGCAUGUGGCGUGCGUCAGGGAGAUGCUCAUGGAAAGCUGGCCGGAUAUCUACGUCGGACGUGGAAAAGCUAGGAGCUCGGAGACCAGAAUUCCUAGCCUCAAAAAUAUGCUUCAGAACCACCACCAUAAGAGCAAGGGGAAGGUGAUAAAGUGUUGUGAGAUGGCUGGAUUAGCUGUGCAGUUUGUUAUAUCGGCGGUGCUCGGAGAUCUGACUACUCUGAUUGCCGGAGUUAUAGGGUCUUUUAUGUCACGGUGAUGAUGCAUGUGUGGUUGAAUCAGAAUGGGAUUUUGUAGUUAUAUAUGGUGUGUUCGGUGCAUGUGCUUGUAGGUGUGAUAUAUAUUAAUGUUGAAUCUGGGUAAGCUAUAUAGUGGAUCGAUGAUGGUCCAUAUAUGUAAAUAAAUUAUGAUCGAUGAUGGUGCCUGCCAAACGCCUUGCCGAUGAUGUAAAUAAAUUAUGUCAAUUACCACCAGAGUUGAUCCGGUCUCCAUUGGUGACCUAUAUGGCCAUCUGCUAUCUCAUGAGUCAUGAGCUACGUCUGGGGUAGCACCAAUCGUUAGUCGACUUAUCCAUCUCUACUGCCAAUGUUGCACAGAGACAUCAUCCUAUGUCUAAUAGAUCUUCUCGUGGCCAAAUAGAGGCUUCUAGGCAAUUAGCCCGGCUUUAGUGACCCCACCAUAGCUUAUUGCGCUGAUCAUGAGCUCUAAUUUCCAACCCUUCGAUCAUCAUCAUCUUCAAACAGAUCCUACCAUCCCACCCAUUAGGCAUGGCUCCUAUGGAUGUACUAGUGGUAGACGUUUUAGGCUGUAGGCUUCCACUAUUUGCUCUUGUGCUCCCUUCAUACCUGAUCUUCCAUUUUCCCUUUCAUGAAACCGUUCCCGAGGUCGAGAAAUCGCUUGGAAUGGUCCAUUUGUCAACACGGAUUCACAGGGCGAGGGGGCAUGGCUGGCUGAUAUGUAUUUCCAAUCUACUGCUCAUUGAUGCUCAUCUGCAGCUUUAAACUACGUACACUCUGCUUCUCCUCAUCAAAAAGAAGUAAAACAAAAUGAAUAUCAUGAGAUGGGUCCAUUGGUUUAAUUCUUUCCAACUUCUUGUCGUUUUCCCAUAUUUUCCUGGUUCACGACGCCAUGUAUGCUAAAGAUGGCAGCUGAGGCUAAAACAAAAGCUAGGAUCAGGAGCUUUAAUCUCAUUACAUCAUCCUCUUCAGAUAGAAACUCAACACGUGCCCCCGAACCCUCACGCCCCACGCCCACGCCCACGCCCACGCCCACGCCUACGCCCACGCCCACGCCCACGCCCACGCCCAUGCGUGCUAGUGUGCUUGUCCUACUCAUCUCAUGAAGUACACUUUUGUGGCAAGUGUUGAGGACUGCAUGCAACACCAGGGAAAAGACUAGGUUCUGUGCCACAUCCGGAAUUUCAAUCAACUGGCGUGGCAAUGCAAAAGAGCAACGUGUACGCAUUUGGGGUGGUAAUCUUGGAGCUGUUGUUGGGAGAGGAGCCUUUCAAGUAUAAAUACGAGAAGGCCAAGGGGGAGUUUGUUUGGAUCACAGUGAUUGAGGCAGCGAGAGUAGCAAUUGAAGGAGACGAGCUCAUAAGGUGGGAGGAUUGGAAGUUGAAGUACUCGUUUCCAGUGGAGGUGGCGGGGAAGCUGACACGCCUAGCGCUGGAUUGCGUACACGUGGAGGCUGAUAUGCGGCCCAACAUCGGACGCGUGGCGGGGAAGAUUUCUAAGCAGUAUUUGGAAACGCCGGGGGCUGCCAGAAGGAGACGUCGAGCUUCUGCCGUGACCGGAGUUGCUGGGGUGUUUGGAGAUCUGUAUGACCUGUGAUGGAGUCUUGGAGAUUGAAAAAAAAAAAAAAACAAAAGUUUCAGCUUUAAACUCAAAACAGCGGACGGAAUUUCAAAGUGAAAGGAGAGGGGCAUUUUUGGGUUAUUUGGGCUUAAAGAGUCACGUGCACGGCAGACACUAUCGGAGUGGCCAAAAAACAAGGAUUCGGUAGUUUGUGGGGUGGUUUGGAUACCAAAUGUAAAUUCUUUCUUGUUAAUUGGUAGAAGUUUUGUAUUCGUCUUCAUCUUGGAGGGUUGGGGUUUAGGAGUUUGCUUACUUUCAAUCAGCUGCAUUCUUAGCUCCUUUGGUGCCUAGCUUUCAUGAUUUGUUUCUCUUGUAUGCUUUUUGUGUGUGUACCUGGUUAUUUAGUGCCUUUCGCUUUUAAUGAUGAUCAAUUACUUAUCAAAAAAAUAUUUAGCUGAUAAUACUUGCCUUUUUCCCUUCCAUUUCUGAAUCCUGAAUUCAUCUAGAAUCAAAUUGUAUUUGUUUGAGUUUCUAUGCUUUACCAUGGCCUUCUUCUAUUCUUGUGUGAAUGUAACUUCAAAAUCUUGUACGUUUGGGAACAAGAACAAAAUAAGAUUUUAUCUCACUUUUUCAAAAACAAAUCAGAUUUUAUCUCACUUUUUCUAAUUUUAUCUUAGAAAGUCAAACUACCCAAACAUUUUUUUCAACUUUAUUUGCCUCUAAAUUCGCGCACUAAGUUAUAGUUGAAUUCAGAUUUCAAAAAAUCGAAC